CUCCCAUUCCUUUGUUGCUGGGCUCCGGAUCCGCGACUUGUUCUCCAGCCCGGAGGUUCCCGGUCUCGACCUCUAUCCUCCGCCUCGACGUUCACAUUACACCCAGAGGGAAAUAAACCCACAGCCAAGGUGGAUCUGCGUGUCGAUGUGGCCCCAUAUCUUGUCGUGGACUGUGUUAGCGGCGGCGAUACUCGCAGGUAUUGGCAAUGUUGCUGGGGUCCACGUCUACACAGGAGGCAAUGUUGAGGCUCGGAACGGCACAGAGUACCGGCUCAAGUGCACCUUCACAUCCACCCAUCCUGUCGGGAAAAAGACCUCAGUCACUUGGUCCUUCCGACCCGAAAACGGUGGCACUGAGGAAGUUGUCAUGUAUUAUCAAGAGCAACCAUAUGCAUCUGCAGGGGGACGGUUUAAGGGACGGGUGGUGUGGUCUGGGAACAUUUGGAAAAAAGAUGUAUCGAUUACCAUCAUGGACCUACGCUUCACGGACAAUGGGACGUUCAUGUGCUCCGUGCUCAAUCCCCCUGACGUGGACCUGAUCGUUGGUGAAGUCCGACUUGCUGUUGUGGAAAAAGUCACCUACUCAGAGAUGUUGAUCUUGGGCAUUGUGAUCGGAGGAGCAACGGGGCUGGUGGUCCUGAUCGUCAUCUGUAUGGUCACGGUCCAGCUUUGCAGGAGGAGGAGGGAGGACUUGAGUGUGGAGGAGGUGGAGGUGGAGGCGCAUCUACGGAGGGACGAACGAAGAUACGAGAGCAAAGAUGGUAUGGAAAUGGGGAAGUUCAAUGGUGAGGUGCUGAGUCUGACUGAAGAGGCCGAGUCAGCAAGGGUUUCCUGAAGACUGAAGGUCUGUCGCAGAACAAAGUUUAAUUUUAACAAGAGAAGAAGCAAGAUUUUAAAGUAAACUUCAUGUCGGCCACCUUUUAUAGGGGGGAACAUUUCAGACUAUUUUCCUUGUGCUGUUCAGCACAUCACGCUUGUUGCUGAGGGUGUUGUAUUAAAAAGAGAGCUGCACUUGAGCCCAGGCAACACCACCAGUCUGUUGCAGGCGGCUCGAGUCAUAGCAGAAACCUAUUGUUAAACCUGGAGUGUCCAUCGAGAACAAUCCAGGGAAUAGGAACAUAAUAGUUAUAUCACUGGAAUAUUGAUUCAAAGAAUUUGAGUUCAUAUCUCAACAAUAAAAUUUGAGAAUUGAAAAUUUUAAAUUGAUUUUGAUGAAAGGAACUCCCGAACUGCCGGAUAUUUGCAACGAUUCAAUUAAUUUACGGAUGGCUGAGGAACAAGGGAAAAUGCCAUCCUUUCACCACACUGGUGCUUUAUGUGACUCCACCUCAAUGUGAUUCAUUCUUAAAUGUGCUCUGAUUUAGUUACUCAGUGGUGUCAAAGGCUGCUUCCCAGACAUCAGUGUUCCCAAAGGAAAAUCUACCGCCUUCACCGGACAUCUAGGGAUGGACAAUGAAUGCCAGCUUUGUUCGACAACAUUGAAUUGAUGAUACGGCUCCAGAUUGGGAGAUUCUUCACCACAAUCAAUACACACCAUAAAGCAGCCUCACUUCCAUUAUCUGCUCCAUUCUAUUUCCUUCAUUUUAUUUACUUCCAUGCUCUCCCAGAGCCCAUAAAUUGCUGAGUUUUGAGUCGCAGGCAGCUGAUUACAGAAGCUCUUCAAAUGCAUCCUCGACCAACAUGACCCAAAAUUAGCCACGUGUUUGCGCCUGAGCUCCCGGUACCUCACCAAGACUAUAAUCAAGAGUUAUUUAACGGAAUGUCCAAUGUCUCUUAAAAUGAUUUUUAUUUUAAAGAGAUCCAGGAUUUCUAGUUGAGGGGGAGAUGAGUGUUCAUAGUUGAGUAUCUGUUAGUGAUCUGUAAAUAUUCAAAUGUUAUAUAUGAAAGCAAACUUGAAUAUUUUUUCAAUUACUUUAAAGAUGUAUAGAUUUAUACUUAAUUGUUGAUGACUUUGAUAUAUAUCAUGUAAAAUGUAUUUUCACAUUUGCAAUUGCAUAAAAUAAAACCAUUAACACUGAG
Molecule: messenger RNA, 2019 nt
Organism: Leucoraja erinaceus (little skate)
Lineage: Eukaryota; Metazoa; Chordata; Chondrichthyes; Rajiformes; Rajidae
Product: myelin protein zero-like protein 2
Exons: 6
Coding region: 146-835 (229 amino acids)
Biological process (GO): cell-cell adhesion
Cellular component (GO): membrane
Source: RefSeq, a predicted model, not a curated record